AAAUUUAUUUAACUCUAAAGAAAAAUUAUGAAAAAAUAAAAUGCAAUUUUAACAAGUGAACAAUAAAUAACAACGAGCGCAGUUAUUUCGUCUGAAUCUGAAUUACAACGGGACACAAAACGUGUACAUAUCGCAAUGGGACUUGAUUUCGAUGCGGUGGAAUAUUGUAAAAAUGUGAAAAUGAAGCAAUCUCUGCCGCCGUACGCGUGUCCGGUGCCCAAGUGCGGUCGCAGUUACAAAACCGUAAUUGGCUUGCAGUAUCACCUGCUUAACUAUGAUCAUGAUAAUCCACAACCGGUAACUCCAGUGGUUGCACCAAAUCGAAAGAAAGCGCGUUCGCGGGGCACUAACCAUUUAACGAAGGGCGGCAGUGGAAAUUGCGGGGGAAAUGCUGGAGUUAGCGGGGCAGGUGACGAUGAACAUAACGGUACCAAAGGUGGAGGAGGUGCACACCGCGUAACUAAUCCCGAAUCACUAGUGUCGUACAAUGAUGAAGAACAAACAGUAACGUUUAACAUCGAUAGCAAAAGUGUGCGGCUGGGUAUACAUCAGCCAUUGCCUUUCAUUGAAAAUCAGGAAUACGUAGAGUUGGUGGACAGAGGUUGCAUUUUAAAUGCGGAUGCACCGCCUGUGGAAGAAAAUGCUCCAUGGGCUAAAGUGCAAGUGCCUGAAGCACGAUUUCAGGAAAUUUAUGAUUACAAUGUACAGGAUGCUCCUCUUCGUCCAUUGGCUUAUUAUCGCUUUAUUGAAAAAUCUGCCGAAGAAUUGGACGGGGAAAUUGAGUAUGACGUCGAUGAAGAAGACUCAGCUUGGUUAGAAUGGAUGAAUGAAGAACGGGAAAAAAGUGGUCAUAAUGCUGUCAGCAUUGAUACCAUGGAAUUAUUAAUGGAUCGGCUAGAAAAAGAAUCUUAUUUCCAAGCAGCUGCUAAUGGUACUGUAACCGGCCAUGAAGUGGAUGAUGAUGCCGUUUGCUGUAUUUGUAUGGACGGGGAGUGUCAAAAUACUAAUGUGAUUCUGUUCUGCGAUAUGUGUAACCUAGCAGUGCAUCAGGACUGUUAUGGUGUGCCAUAUAUUCCGGAGGGCCAGUGGCUAUGUCGGCGUUGCCUACAAUCUCCCAGUACGCCAGUAAAUUGCGUGCUGUGCCCGAAUACCGGCGGUGCCUUCAAGCAGACAGACCGAGGUCAGUGGGCACACGUUGUAUGCGCCCUUUGGAUACCCGAAGUACGCUUUGCCAACACGGUGUUUUUAGAGCCAAUAGAUUCCAUAGAGACCAUACCUGCCGCUCGCUGGCGAUUAACGUGCUACAUUUGUAAAGAGAAAGGCUUAGGUGCAUGCAUACAGUGUCAUCGCAACAGCUGCUACGCUGCUUUUCAUGUCACUUGCGCGCAACAGGCUGGACUUUAUAUGACGAUGGACAUGAACGAGGGCGGUGCUCAUAGUGAUUCCUCAGUGCAUGUGCAAAAGUAUGCCUUUUGUCAUGCUCAUACACCAGAUAACGCCAAGGCCAAAUUAAAUCUCAAAGAUUUUGAAGACGCCCGUCAUAAAAUGAAAGAAGCGCGUAAAGCUUUGGCAAAGAAACGCUCCUCUGCACCAGUGGUUCUUAUCCCUACAAUACCGCCCGAACGCAUUCAGGAGAUUUCCAGCAUGGUGCAUAUGCAAAAAAAGAAAGAAUUCCUUGAUCGUCUCAUAGCUUAUUGGACCUUGAAACGUAAAUACCGCAAUGGUGUGCCACUGCUAAGGCGGCUUCAGAGUCAGGGUAAUAAUCAUGGCGUCAUUCAGCGCAAUGGCAUCGAAGGGUCACCAGAUACGUCCGAGCUAUACCGUCAGUUGAAAUAUUGGCAAUGCCUGCGACAAGAUUUAGAAAGAGCACGAUUACUGUGCGAGCUGGUUCGUAAACGAGAAAAACUAAAAGCCGCUUACGUUAAAGUUUGCGAGCACGUGGUAAUGUUACAGUUGAAUCCUUUAGAAUCAGUUCUAACCAAAUUACUGGAUGCCCUGGAGGCUCGCGACACAUCAGAAAUAUUCCGUGAACCUGUAGACACAACUGAAGUUCCAGAUUAUUUGGAUAUCGUGACCCAUCCCAUGGACUUGGGUACAAUGCGAAAUAAACUUCAAUCUGGGCAGUACACUCAUUUGGAUCAACUGCAGGCCGAUUUCGAUUUAAUGAUACAAAACUGUUUAGCAUACAACAACAAAGACACUGUAUUUUAUAGGGCUGGUAUCAGAAUGCGGGAUCAGGCCGCUCCCUUAUUUCAACAGGUACGAAAUGAUUUAGCGCGUGAAGGUCUGCUCGAUAAAAGCCAGUCGGAUCAUGUUGAUCAUGUGGAGCAUGAGGUAGAAGAAGAAUUGCAGCGACUACUGGCAUCAUCGCCUUGUGAAGCUAUUGUGCAAAAGCUCUUAAUUUUGGCAGAUAAAUCUCAGGUGCUCAAGAAUCCUUCAUAUCGCACGAAGAAAAUCAAACAAAUACGCCUAGAAAUCUCACGUAUGCGAAAAUCUAUUCAAAAGGCUAGAAUAGCUGCUCGAAACAAUGCCAAUUUGAGUGCAAAUUCCCAAACAGAGGACGAUGAAGAAAUCGAAGAAAAUCAUAACGUCGAAGACAUGGAUGUUGAUCCUCCAAUCAAGCAACCGCAACUCCAAUUGCAUCAAACAUUAGAGCAAAUAACACCAAAACGAUCACGUCGGCCGCACACACUCCAAAAUCAUGUACUUAGCGAGGAUGACGAAGAGGAAAAUCUCCGUCAUGAUGAAGAUGACGACGAGGUUGAAGUAAUGGUUGAUGAAUCAAAAAGAGCUAGCCACGCAGUACAAACGCCGCCUAGUAGUCCUGUAAAAAGUUUAAAUAGUAGCGCCUCACCGGUAGGCGUUAAUCGAAGAACUGCCGUGCUGUUCACGCGUAAAGCCCAGGCAGCUCUUAAACGGCCAGCAGAAACCCCUGCAACUCCGGUUAAAGAGGAAAACACAAAUAGCAGCAGCGGUAACAUGACCGGGGUAUCCUUAAUGUCUUCAAUGAAUAGCGCGAUGACUGCGGCAGUUGUUACUGCAACGGCUCUGGGAUCCUCGGCCUUGGCGAUAGCUAAUAAAUAUAGUGGGGGCCUUAACCAGCUGACGCCAUUAUCAGCCAGUCUAAGUCAGGUUACGACAAGUUUGGCAGGAAAAUCUCCGAAACGAAAUGCUCGGCACAAACGCCUUUCGGAAAUGCGUAAUAGUGCUUCUAUGUCGCCGAAAAAAUCGCCUAAUCGAACGCCGCUGAUAUCAGCAGCCGUUGUUGCUGGCACGCAUGCACCCUCAUUGCCUGCAGUGCCGUCUAUACAAACACCUCCCGCUCCAAACUUAAGCAAUUAUGAGGACAUGCCCGACAAGUUUCUUAUUUAUCGAACGAACAACGAGCGUGAUGUCAGUGACAGCGAGGAUGACGACAUGAGCGAUAUUUCAGCCAGCCCGUGCAGUAGUUGUUCAGGUUUAAGUGUUAGUUGCUCUGGAUCAGAUUAUGAUUCAAGCGAAGACGAUGAAGACGAUGAAGAGGACGACGAAGAAGAUGAAGAUGAAGACGAAGUUGGACAAAACAAUGUUGCUGCGGCGCCGUCGUCGGCCGAAGUUGAGUCCAAUGACUGCACAACCAAGGGUGAAGGCAACGGCGGACCGAUGAGUUGCAGCGGUGAAAGUGAAAAUGAAGAAAAUGCUGAUUCCGACACACAGACACGUAGCAUCGCAAGACGAACGCCAACGCCUUCGGAAAAACGUGCAAAUAAAACAACACGAAAUAAACAAAAGAAGAAGCCGCCCUCCCCGCCAAUAGCAAAUCCUCAAACAACUACUUCAGUUAAAAGCAGUACACGUUUAGCGGUCAAUAAGCAAGCGGUUCAACGCACUGCUACACCUACACCAAAUAAUCUCCAUAGCGCGAUGAAAACGCGAAAAAGUAACAAUAAUGCAGCAAUGACAGCUAACAACAACACUGGGAAAAAUAAAUUAAAUAACGUUAAUAGCAGUUCAAUGGUUGCAACUUCAAAUUCCACGCUUAAUAGCAUAGGUGGUGAACACUUAUUGAAACCGCCACUGGAGCCGUUGCAAUUAGUUUGGGCGAAGUGUCGCGGUUACCCAUGGUAUCCUGCCUUAAUUUUAGAUCCGAAAACGCCUAAAGGUUACGUUUAUAAUGGUGUACCACUACCGGCACCACCUAACGAUGUGUUGGCUUUACGCAAAAAUUACCCGCAAGAUAUGGAAGUUUUUCUUGUUUUAUUUUUUGAUGCGAAACGCACCUGGCAAUGGUUACCGGCCAACAAAUUAGAUAUAUUAGGCAUUGAUAAACAGUUGGAUCAGCAAAAACUUGUCGAAUCGCGCAAGCCUACGGAACGAAAAGCGGUAAAAAAAGCCUAUCAGGAUGCUUUGCAUUAUCAGAGUCAGGUUUCCGAUCUGGAAGGUCAAGGACCUGAUCCGAUUAUGUGAAAGUGUUUACAUGUCAGUCCCGUAAUGACUGACAUUAGUUAAAAUUCGCUGUUCGAUGACUGUUUAUUAUCAGUAAACUUGGAGCAGACUACUCUCACUCCAUACUGGGUUCUUCAAUUCAAUCCGGGUUUGCAUAACACGACACGAUACGAAGAACUACAGUUUUGUAUAAAUAUGUAUUUCGACUUUUUCUUUUUUUUAUUUCUUUCCUCUUUUAUCAGCCUUUUUUGUAUAUUUGAAACUUGAUUUGAUAUAUCAUAGCCAUUACACAGCUAUUCUUGUUAUUGUAAUAUAUAUUUUUAUAAAUAAUUAUCAUCGAAUGGCGUAUAUCUAAACGGGAUACGCGAUUCGACUUUCUAAAUGUAAAAGAGAGUGUAUGAGAGUGGAUGAUAUUGUGGUACCUUUCCUAUUAAUGCUUUUCAUGUUUCUAAUAAAUGUUACAGAACUUUUGUGAUCCGUAAAAACUUACAACCUUUAACUGGUUUGGGUUCAAAUUUUUUUAAAAAUGUUCUAAAAAAAUUAAGCGAAAAAAAUAGUCAUCUCUCUGACUUGAAUUGUUUAUAUGUAUGCGUUUUUAAAAGCUUUUUAAAAUUUAGAAUUUUUUUUUUUAAAUUUUAAUUCCCUUAAAAUGGGAUAAAAUCCAACAGAGAAGGAAAGAUUCACAUACGCCUGUAAUAAAACGGAAGAUAAAGUUGUUUGUAUUGUUUAUUGUUAAUAUUAACCGAUUUUGAUUAUUAUUUAAUUUUUUCAUAUAUAUAUAUAUAGCGUAGUAAUAUAUAUAUACAUAUAUAUAUACCUACGUGUACGUCUCUACAUUUAAGUAUUUGAAUAUUAUAUAAAAACUUUUUACUUCUUUGUUUUUAGUAAUUCUCUCACUUGCUGAGAAUGCCCUCCAUUAGUUUAUUAUUUAAGUUUAAAAUUAUAUUUAAAACAAAACGCAAAAAAAAAACAAAAAAAAAA
Molecule: messenger RNA, 5406 nt
Organism: Glossina fuscipes
Lineage: Eukaryota; Metazoa; Arthropoda; Insecta; Diptera; Glossinidae
Gene: Br140
Product: bromodomain-containing protein 1
Exons: 4
Coding region: 136-4446 (1436 amino acids)
Biological process (GO): regulation of transcription by RNA polymerase II
Cellular component (GO): MOZ/MORF histone acetyltransferase complex
Molecular function (GO): protein binding
Source: RefSeq, a predicted model, not a curated record